UGCAACUGACUUGCAUACUUCCAAGCUGUAAAUCUCUAUUCAAUAUUAACCGUUUGAUCAUCACUAAGAUUUACAUUAUUUAGAAUCAAGCGGGCAGAAUCUGCUGAGCAGAAAAGAUCCCAAGUGAAAACAUCAGGUCUCUCUUUCAGUCUCAGGAAAUUUUUAUUAUUAAAUGAAAUCUCUCCUCGGUUUCAUGAAUCCACUGCUCAGUUUUCUGUUCUUCUUCCUUCGCAGUGGGUCUCAGUCCAAGUUUCUUAUCAAAAGCUUCAGUCUUUGUCCAUAAACUGCCCUUGUUUAUUUUGUUUCAGUCUCUGUUUUCCUUCACAUUCUUCAUAAAAGUCCAAAGCUUCUAAUUUAUUUUAAUGGAGUUGAGGGAUCACCAAAUCCAAUACCCAGCUCUUUAAAUCCUUCCAUUUUGGUUAACAUUUUCUGAAAGUUUUUAGCUUUAAGCGUUUUAAUGCUUCCAAGUGAGUCUUUCAAAGAAAUAUAAUGUCAGUCCAAGAAAUGUUGUCCCAUAUUGACAUUGAGCGAGGCAGUGCUGAAAUUGAUCAUGAUCACCACCACCGCCACCGCCACAGCCAGUCAAUCGCCGGAAGUGAUGCCAGCAUAUGCUUCUCAGACGCCGAGGAGGGUGGCUCAGGCUACUCUCAGUAUUUUUCAACGGCAGGUCGGUCCUACGAUAAGCACAGUUUUGCAGUUUCCAGGAUGGUAUCCUCAGUUUCUUCUUCUGAUUGUUCAGUGGAGAUUGAAAGUGAAGUGGUGGGUGAAGUUGAAAUAAAAGUUCACGUGGAUAGCAGUAAAGUUGAGGAGGGAGAGAAAGAUUGUAGGAUUUGCCAUCUGGGUCUUGAGAGUAAUAGCCAUGAAUCUGGAAUUGCUAUUCAUUUGGGUUGCUCUUGCAAAGAUGAUUUAGCUGUUGCUCAUAAACAGUGUGCUGAGGCCUGGUUCAAGAUUAGAGGAAACAAGACCUGUGAGAUUUGUAAUUCUAUUGCGCGCAAUGUUGCUGGAGCAACUGAUUUGGAAUCUAUAGAGCAGUCCAAUGAGACCAACAGUGGCACUGCAAUGUCUUCAGUCUCGGCACCAGCACGCCAUGGCGAGACUCGAAGCUUCUGGAAUGGCCACCGCUUUCUGAAUUUCCUGCUGGCUUGUGUGGUAUUUGCAUUUAUUAUAUCUUGGCUCUUCCACUUUAAUGUGUCAUCAUCAUAGGAUUCUAUGAAAGAAUUACUGAAUGGCAAAAAAAAAAAAUAGUAAUAAAAAAGAAGAAGUCUGCCACAUAAGUAAGAGAAAAAAUGAAAAGUUUCCCAUAACUGAGCCUGCAGAAUUUGUUAUAAUGGCAACGAGCAAUGGGAUAUUUCUGAGAGCCUUGCAGCCUUUAGUAGUUAUUUAUACUAGGUUUAUUUUCAUUGUCUGCUCCUUCAUACAUGUAGAGGUUUGUUAUAUCUACAAUGGCAAUGAGUGAUGGGAUUGUGUAUUAUGUUUCCUUAAUGCAUUUUAAAGAUUUGUUGUGAUUAGGGUUGGAUUUGA
Messenger RNA from Mangifera indica (mango), 1521 nucleotides. RefSeq lists its product as uncharacterized. The transcript is spliced from 2 exons. NCBI's taxonomy places the organism in Eukaryota, Viridiplantae, Streptophyta, Magnoliopsida, Sapindales, Anacardiaceae. The record is from RefSeq and is a predicted model, not a curated record. Bases 490 to 1203 code for a protein of 237 amino acids. Gene Ontology annotation, molecular function: zinc ion binding.